AUGGCGUCGGCGGUGUUCUUCCUCGACCUCAAGGGCAAGACCCUUCUGGCGCGCAAUUACCGUGGAGAUAUUCCCAUGUCCGCCGUCGAAAAGUUCCCCGUCCUGCUCAGCGAGGCCGAAGAAGACAGCUCCGCCGUGCCGCCAUGCUUCUCCAACGAAGGCAUCAACUACCUCUACAUCCGUCAUAACAACCUCUACCUCCUCGCCCUCACCAAGCGAAACACCAAUGCCGCCGAGAUCCUCCUCUUCCUGCACAAGAUCGUCGAGGUCUUCACCGAGUACUUCAAGGAGCUGGAGGAGGAGAGUAUACGAGACAACUUUGUUGUCAUCUACGAGUUGCUAGACGAGAUGAUGGAUUUUGGGUACCCACAAACGACCGAGACGAAGAUAUUGCAGGAGUACAUCACACAGGAGUCGCAUAAGCUGGAGGUGGCCCGGCCACCGAUUGCAGUCACCAACGCAGUCAGCUGGAGAAGUGAAGGUAUCCGGUACCGCAAGAACGAGGUCUUCCUCGACGUCAUCGAGUCGCUCAACUUGCUCGUCUCUGCAGACGGCAAUGUGCUACGGUCUGAGAUCCUGGGAGCUGUCAAGAUGAAGUGCUACCUGUCCGGUAUGCCCGAGCUGCGGUUGGGCCUCAACGACAAGGUCAUGUUCGAGACCACCGGCAGAGCGACGCGCGGAAAGGCCGUCGAAAUGGAAGACGUCAAGUUCCACCAGUGCGUGCGCUUGUCACGAUUCGAAAAUGACCGGACCAUCUCCUUCAUCCCGCCCGAUGGUGAAUUCGAGCUUAUGAGCUACCGCCUGAACACACAAGUCAAGCCCUUGAUCUGGGUCGAGUGCAUAGUAGAGAGUCACUCCGGCAGCAGGAUAGAGUACAUGUUGAAGGCGCGAGCACAGUUUAAGCGGCGGAGCACAGCCAACAACGUCCAGAUCUCGAUACCCGUACCCGAAGAUGCAGACACACCCCGCUUCCGAACCAACAUCGGCACCGUACACUACGCCCCCGAAACAUCCUCCAUAGUAUGGAAGAUUAAGCAAUUCGGUGGCGGCAAGGAGUUCCUCAUGCGCGCGGAGCUAGGUCUGCCCUCCGUGCGAGGCGACGAUGAGAAAGGUGGCGGCAUGAUGGGUGGCUUUGGUGGAAGUAUGGGCGGUGUUGGUGCUGGCAAGGGAAAGAGACCGAUCAACGUCAAAUUUGAAAUCCCCUACUUUACAACAUCGGGUAUUCAGGUCAGGUAUCUGAAGAUUAUUGAACCGAAGCUGCAAUAUCCUUCCCUGCCGUGGGUGCGGUAUAUUACACAGUCUGGAGACAUUGCGGUGCGAUUACCAGACGUGAACUAGUACUUGCGUGGACCGUAAUCGACGAUAUGUAUACCAAUAACAUCAUGCAGCGAGCUUUGCUGUAUUGUUUGCA
Messenger RNA from Parastagonospora nodorum SN15, 1411 nucleotides. RefSeq lists its product as hypothetical. Lineage: Eukaryota; Fungi; Ascomycota; Dothideomycetes; Pleosporales; Phaeosphaeriaceae. Gene Ontology annotation, cellular component: clathrin-coated vesicle; clathrin adaptor complex. The transcript has 4 exons. Bases 1 to 1338 code for a protein of 445 amino acids. The record is from RefSeq and is a predicted model, not a curated record. Gene Ontology annotation, biological process: vesicle-mediated transport; intracellular protein transport. Gene Ontology annotation, molecular function: clathrin-cargo adaptor activity.